AUGACGCCAAUUGCUGCCCUCAGCCCAAAGCCUGCUGGGACAUCUCUGCCUUCAAACCCAAAUCGGCAUUGUCUCCUUCCCCCCCCCCUCACUUCUUGUUGUUCUUUUAUUAUAUUGCAGCUAUCCAAGGAGUAUGGCCCCGUCUUCAGCUUUCACACUGGACCCCAGCAAGUGGUCGUGCUGGCAGGAUAUGAGACUAUAAAGGAGGCUUUGGUGAACCAGGCAGAUGCCUUUUCGGAGAGGCCCCAAAUCCCAAUUCACGAGGAUUGUUCCAAUGGCUAUGGCAUUAUUUUUUCUCAUGGUGAGAACUGGAAAGUGAUGCGCCGGUUUGCCAUAAGCUCAUUGCAGGAGCACGGAAUGGGCAAGAAGACCAUAGAAGACAAAAUAGCCGAGGAGUGCCAUUUUCUAAGGCAGAAGUUUGAAUCUUUUGAAGGAAAGCCAUUCGAUCCUAUUGCAGUUGCAAGCGCAGCCGCCGGCAGUAUAAUAACCACCUUAAUACUUGGCAAGCGAUACGGUUACGAAGAUCACACCUUUGUAAGACUGCUGAACUUGGUGAAGGAAAGUAAUCGGGUUCUGGCACACCCCUUAGUCACGGUAUAUAACCUGUUUCCUUCUCUGGGCUCCUUUGUUUGGGCUCACAAAGAGGUCCUGAGGAAAGCCAAAGAAAUGAAAGACUCCUUGCAGCACAUCAUCAGAGAACACCUCAAAGACCUGGAUGAAAAUAACAAGAGAAGUCUGGCUGAUUCGUUUUUUAUCCGGCAGCAAGAGGAGGAGAAAAAUAAGAUCAACGGGUUUUUCCACAACAGCAAUCUUGUGACCUUGGUGAAUCAUUUAUUUUGUUCUGGCAUGGCACCUGUUUCAGCUACCUUGUGCUGGGCCCUAUUACUAAUGAUAAGGUAUCCUGAAAUCCAGAAUAAGGCCCGAAAAGAAAUUACAGAGGUGAUUGGAUCUUCUCAGCCACGGAUUGAACACCAAUCGCAGCUUCCAUAUACAAAUGCAGUAAUCCAUGAAAUCCAAAGGUUUGCUGAUAUUUAUCCUGUCGGUAUGCCGCAUGAAACCACUACAGAUGUCACCCUUAAAGGCUACUUCAUUCCAAAGGGAACUCAUAUUGUUCCACUACUGUACUCUGUGUUGUAUGAUGAAUCGCGUUGGGAAAAACCAUUUGAAUUCUAUCCAGAGCACUUCCUGGAUUCUGAAGGGAAGUUUGUAGAGAGAGAUGCCUUCCUCCCAUUCUCUGCAGGUCGGCGGAUGUGUCCCGGGAAGAGCCUUGCCAAAAUGGAGAUUUUUCUAUUCUUCACAAGCCUCCUGCAGCAAUUCAUUUUUCAGCCAGCCCCAGGGAUAUCUUCAGAAGAUGUGGACCUUACUCCUAUGGCUGGGUUUUCUUCAACUCCACUGCCCUUCAAGUUGUGCGCUUUGCUACGUUCCUAA
Molecule: messenger RNA, 1428 nt
Organism: Heteronotia binoei (common prickly gecko)
Lineage: Eukaryota; Metazoa; Chordata; Lepidosauria; Squamata; Gekkonidae
Product: cytochrome P450 2K6-like
Exons: 9
Coding region: 1-1428 (475 amino acids)
Biological process (GO): xenobiotic metabolic process
Cellular component (GO): intracellular membrane-bounded organelle; cytoplasm
Molecular function (GO): oxidoreductase activity, acting on paired donors, with incorporation or reduction of molecular oxygen, reduced flavin or flavoprotein as one donor, and incorporation of one atom of oxygen; iron ion binding; heme binding
Source: RefSeq, a predicted model, not a curated record